Messenger RNA from Cyphellophora attinorum, 1050 nucleotides. Its product is annotated as Elongator complex protein 5. The transcript has a single exon. Gene Ontology annotation, cellular component: elongator holoenzyme complex; cytosol; nucleus. Bases 1 to 1050 code for a protein of 349 amino acids. Gene Ontology annotation, biological process: tRNA wobble uridine modification. Gene Ontology annotation, molecular function: tRNA binding. The record is from RefSeq and is a predicted model, not a curated record. NCBI's taxonomy places the organism in Eukaryota, Fungi, Ascomycota, Eurotiomycetes, Chaetothyriales, Cyphellophoraceae.
AUGAACAACCUAUCACAUCGCCGCACACACAAUCUGCUGCUAAUCAGCAAGCUGCUGAACCAACGCGACCAUGCUUCGCCAUUCACUCUUGUCCUCGACAGCCUCGAACAGCCUGCGAAGCCCCUCCUUCGCGAGUAUCUGAGACGAGCCAAGAUAGGCAAGUCCUUCAGCAUAUACCUCGCCUUUGAGACCAUUCGAAAACCAGGCGACGCUGACUUGUACGUUACUUGCUGGGACAAGACGCCCGUCCAAAUCAGCAAUGCCGUCAGUGCUGCCAUGUCUUCUGCGGACGCAGGCGGACGAAGAUGUCUCAUUUUGAUCGACUCCUGCACCGCCCUAGCAGCCCUUGCGACCGAUCCGACAGCAGACUUCAACCUGACAAGCUUUCUGUCCUCGCUUCUGCAGCCGCCAGCGAAGACGACCAGCCCUCCUGCGGGAGUGUCGGUUGUGGCGGUCUACCAUCAAGACGUCCCUCAGACAGCCACAGUAUAUUAUGUCCCUUCGCCUCUAGAGCUGCUAUCAUACCUGGCCACCACGAUGAUACAUGUCCAUUCUUUGGCUAUCUUAGUCACUGAGAAAGAAGCUCGAGAGCGCAGCGUAGUCGCUCCAUCUUUCGGUCUGGACGAGAACGUCGAGGGUAUCGUGAUUGGGUUGAAGAAAGGUUCGAAUUCGCUGAAGCCGGAGCAUCGAGGCCUUGUCCUGGAACUAGAGCACCGUCGAAACAGCGGCAGAGGCGUUCAUGAGUGGUACUUCUUGCCUCGGGUACUGCCCAAGAUGACGGCUGCGACCUUCAAGGAGGUUGUGAGCAUCCUCGACGACCACCCAGCGUUUCAGAAGGCCAGCCUCGACGUUGCCGAUUCCAACGACGAUCUGACAGACAUGACGUUCUCUCUCGGCCUGACAGACCGACAACGGCAAGACCGCGAAGGCGUGGUCCUCCCAUACUUUGACGCCCAGAAUCCCAAACCUUCCAGCGGAGUUGACGGCGGUCGGAUCCUGUACGAUAUGGGUGCCGAAGACGACUUCGAUGACGAGGAAGACGAGAUAUAG